Molecule: messenger RNA, 3521 nt
Organism: Oryzias melastigma (Indian medaka)
Lineage: Eukaryota; Metazoa; Chordata; Actinopteri; Beloniformes; Adrianichthyidae
Gene: spon1a
Product: spondin 1a
Exons: 16
Coding region: 396-2816 (806 amino acids)
Biological process (GO): cell adhesion
Cellular component (GO): extracellular matrix
Source: RefSeq, a predicted model, not a curated record
CUGCGCGCUCCUGUAUUUCCAAAGGGAGCAGAAAUAAGAGUUCAGUGUAAGUGGUCUCAUCUGCUGUGCUGAGUGUUAAUCGUUUCGUGGUGUUGUAAAUUGCAGUGAACCUGAGGACCACUCCUGGCUGUGGUUUGGCCACUUCCCAGGACUCCUGCUCUUCGGUUCAGCUGCGCGCAGCGUGCCGUUCAUGCAGAGCGAGCGGAGCGCACGUCUCAUCCGCGUCCUCCUCCUCCUCCUCUCUCUCAUUGUCAUCAGGAUGGAUCUGCCCCGCUAGCUGCUCAGAAGUCUCACUUCAGCAGCUGGCAAGUUUUCGCUUUGCACGGAGAUCUGAAGGAGUUCUCUGGCAUUUCUUUUUCUUUUCGCAUCUCAACGCAUCAACUUGAUCGCACAGAAUGAACGCUCCAGGACUACAUCCAGGCGCAAUGCUCCUGUUGUGCUUCAUUUCCUCCGCUGCCUGCACUUCACUGGCUUUCACCGAGGAGCCUUUCGAGAGAGCUGGGAAAGCGGACGGCUACUGUAGUCGGAUACUCCGGGCUCAGAGCAAUCGGAAGGAGAGCAACAACGAGUUUCGCCUCCGCGUUGAAGGAGAUCCGGACAGCUACCAGCCGGGGAGCACAUACAGAGUGACUGUGUUUGCAUCCAGCCCCUCUUACUUCAGAGGAUUCACUCUUAUUGCUCUGAAAGAGGGCACAGAAGGAGACAAAGAGGAGGACUACGCUGGGAAUUUCCAGAUAAUCGAUGAGGAUGAGACCCAGUUUAUGACCAACUGUCCCCAUGCAGUGACAGAGAGCACUCCUCGCCGGAGAAACAACAUUCAAGUGUUUUGGACAGCACCUCCUAUUGGUUCUGGAUGCAUUCUUCUCAAGGCUAGCAUUGUGCAGAAGAAGAUAAUCUUUUUCCAGGAUGAAGGCCCCCUCACCAAGCAAAUGUGUGAGAAAGAGUCACUCUAUGGAGAUGCAACAGAUAAACCGCCGCUGGAUUGUUGUGCCUGUGGCACAGCAAAAUACAGGGUCACCUUCUAUGGGAACUGGUCAGAGAAGAUUCAUCCCAAAGAUUAUCCCCGGCGUGCCAACCACUGGUCGGCCAUAAUUGGGGCGUCCCAUUCUAAGAAUUACGUUCUGUGGGAAUAUGGAGGUUCAGCCAGUGAAGGAGUCAAACAGGUAGCUGAGCUGGGCUCUCCAGUUAAAAUGGAGGAAGAGAUCAGACAGAAGGGGGAUGAAGUCCUGACAGUCAUCAAAAUGAAAGCUCAGUGGCCAGCCUGGCAGCCACUGAAUGUGCGCGCAGCCCCUUCAGCUGAGUUCUCAGUGGAUCGGAUCCGUCAUUUAAUGUCCUUCCUGACCAUGAUGGGACCCAGUCCGGACUGGAACGUGGGUCUGUCUGCAGAGAACUUGUGUACCAAGGAGUGUGGUUGGGUCCAGAAAGUGGUCCAGGACCUGAUCCCGUGGGAUGCGGGUACCGAUAGUGGAGUGUCUUAUGAGUCUUCCAACAAGCCAACUGCACCCCAGGAAAAGAUUCGCCCCUUGACCAGUCUGGAUCACCCACAGAGUCCAUUUUAUGAUCCCGAGGGAGGGGCCAUCACUCCUGUCGCCAGGGUGGUAGUGGAGCGGAUUGCAAGAAAGGGAGAGCAGUGCAACAUAGUUCCAGAUAAUGUGGACGACAUUGUUGCCGAUAUUGCCCAGGAGGAAAAAGAGGAAGAUGACACUCCAGAAACAUGCAUAUACUCCAACUGGUCUCCGUGGUCUGCCUGCAGCUCAGCCACUUGUGAAAAGGGCAAGCGGAUGAGGCAGAGGAUGCUGAAGGCCCAACUGGACCUGAGUGUUCCCUGCCCACACACUCAGGAUUUUGAGCCCUGUAUGGGGCCAGGAUGCAGUGAUGAGGACGGUUCCACCUGUAUGAUGUCAGAGUGGAUCACCUGGUCUCCAUGCAGUAUGUCCUGUGGGGCAGGUAUACGUUCCCGGGAGCGUUACGUCAAACAAUUCCCCGAGGAUGGCUCUAUCUGCACGUUGCCCACCGAAGAGACUGAGAACUGCGUGGUCAACGAGGACUGCACCCCAAGCAGUUGCUUGGUUACAGAGUGGGGAGAAUGGGAUGCUUGCAGUGCCACCUGUGGUCUUGGCAUGAAGCGGAGAGAGCGCAUGGUGAAGAUGCCUCCUGCAGAUGGCUCCAUUUGUGGGGCAGAGGUUCUGGAAGUGGAGAAGUGCAUGAUGCCAGAAUGUCAUACAAUCCCAUGUCUGCUGACUCCAUGGUCUGAAUGGAGCGACUGCAGCGUAACAUGUGGAAAAGGUUCCAGAACAAGACAUCGUGUGCUCAAGUCACCUUUGGAGCUGGGGGAGUGUACGGAAGAGUUGGAACAAGUAGAAAAGUGCAUGUUGCCAGAAUGUCCUAUAGACUGUGCCAUGUCAGACUGGACAGAGUGGUCAGAGUGCAAUAAAUCUUGUGGGAAGGGUCACACAAUCCGAACACGCGCAGUCACAAUGGAACCUCAGUUUGGUGGAGAUCCCUGUCCUGAAACCAUCCAGAGGAAGAAAUGUAAGGUUAGAAAGUGCAGCCGCGGCCAGGGCAACAAUGACGAAAAGAAACGACGCAAGGAACAGCGUGAAAAACGGAGAAGCAAACAGGUCAAAACUGAGGUCACCUCUGAGCAUCCAGGGUGCAAAAUGAGGCCAUGGUCGAGCUGGACAGAGUGUACCAAACAGUGCGGUGGAGGGAUUCAAGAGCGGCUCAUGACAGUAAAGCAAAAGUUUAAGACUGCCCAGCUGUCCAGUUGCAAAGAAAGGAAGGAGAUCAGGGCUUGCAAUGUGCAUCCCUGCUAGAAAGAAGUAAAGAAUCAGGGUGGAGCUGAGGAGAGGGAUGGCAGUGGCACUUAGAAGAUUUACGGGACACUUUCUCGCAACAAUGCACUCCUCUUAGGGCUGAAAUUCAAGUUCCUGAACCUCUAAGUCCAGACUUGGUUUGGAUGCCGUUCAACAAAAGAUGAACUUUAUGAUCUGCCUGCAAAACUCUGGAUUAAAAAAGUAAAGGAUUGCGCUGCUUUGAAACCAGCUCUGACAUGCACACCACUUUCUGCAGCAUAACUGUAAUAUUGAUGUGGUAUGAUAACUAUAAUUAUGAAACAUAAAGUUGCGGCUAAGAUUAAUAGCCAUUAUCUCUUGUGGUAUCCUUCAGUAGUACAAUAUAAUCCACACUUCAAAGCACAGAUACCCAACCAUUCCAGUGUUUUAUAUGCCUUUAAUGGUUUAGUCGUUUGUAGGACACAAAAUGCAAGAUUGAAUUUUUUUACCCGGCUCUGUUGGUGUACAUGUAGAUGACUGACAUCUAUAUGUUUGGAACAUUGUUAGAAGAUGUGUUAAUUUCUGUGUAUUUUGUUUUUAUAAAAAUGUGUCAAAAGAUUUUUACCAAAGUCUUGUGUAGAUGUUUUCUAGAUGUAUGCCCUUCUGUUUCUUUAUAUCCCCUAACGUAUUAAUAUUUUGGGAUAUUUUCAAGUUUGCAAUUAAAUUAAACGUGACAUCUGACCUCAA